This is a messenger RNA of Chaetomium fimeti, 2325 nucleotides long. Its product is annotated as fungal-specific transcription factor domain-containing protein. Gene Ontology annotation, molecular function: RNA polymerase II cis-regulatory region sequence-specific DNA binding; DNA-binding transcription factor activity, RNA polymerase II-specific; zinc ion binding. NCBI's taxonomy places the organism in Eukaryota, Fungi, Ascomycota, Sordariomycetes, Sordariales, Chaetomiaceae. The transcript is spliced from 2 exons. Bases 1 to 2325 code for a protein of 774 amino acids. Gene Ontology annotation, cellular component: nucleus. Gene Ontology annotation, biological process: DNA-templated transcription; positive regulation of transcription from RNA polymerase II promoter by galactose. The record is from RefSeq and is a predicted model, not a curated record.
AUGCCUUGCCAAGCCGGACCUCUCCUUCUCUCCACAAGUCACAGCACUCCGGAGGCAUGCAGCACACCCCAGUCAUCCCAGCCGGGCCCUGCCAAACCCGGCAUCCCUCGACCCCGGGCGAAGCGCAGCCAAGUGGUUCGAGCCUGCGACUGGUGCCGGAAACAUCGAGUCAAGUGCGACAACCACUACCCGUGCUCCAAUUGCGCCAAUAGGGGAGGCGAGUGUAGCAAUGAGUCCAUGAAGACCGCUUCUCUUCCUUUGGCCCACCGCGAGAUUGACCGUCUUCGCCAGAAGGUCCAGGAGUUGGAGCUCGAACUCCGCCAGGAACGGGACGGCCGUGACAACCUGACACUCAACAGUCUGUCUCCCCCGGAGCUUAGUGUCAGCUCCGACAUGCAAUACACUCGCUCAUUGUCGGUGCCACUGUCGUUUCCGUCAUCAUCGUCGCGCACCAAAAACGCCUGGGGAGGCAUCCGCAUGAGCACGGCACGAUCUCCCCAUAAGACAUGGUACGGACCAUCGUCUCUGUUCUACUUCAUCGGCCGUAUCAACAACUUCCUGGACCGGACACUCCAACAACCUCACUCCCCAGAUCACAUGCUGCUCGACUCAUCUAGUAGACGCCUCGAUGAACCGACCGCGGCCCCUGAGGAACCCGAACCUUCGCACCAUCCUCGUGCAGAUCCCGUCGCAAAGGCGACCUACCUAAGCCCGACCCAAGAGGAAUAUUUUCUUGACCUCUACUGGCAGUCUUACCAUACCUCAUUAUUCCCCGUGCUCGACGAGGCAGCCUUCAAGGAGCACUACAGGUCCUUAUGGACCGCAUCGGGCAACACGCGAAAGCCGUCGGCCCUCGUCGACAUUGUAGUCGCCAUGUGCAUGCAGUAUGGCAUGUCCAUGUUGCCCGCCGUGAAGCAGCAGGCCUCCGUGGAUAACACCGACGCCGCCAUCGCCGGCCGAUGGCACUACCGCCGUUCCCAGACGUUGCUGGCACGAGAGCUGGAGAGUCCUACCGUGUCGACGCUGCAGUGCCACCUCUUGUGCUGCAUCUACUUGUGCUGUGGGUCCUUCCAGAACAUGGCCGACAGCGCUUGUGGCCUUGCCGUACGUGCCGCUUAUAUGCUCGGCCUCCACCUGGAACCCCCACAAACCAUGCCGCAGCGAGAGAGGGAGAUGCGGAAGCGUCUGUGGUGGGCACUGUACGUUCUGGACAGCAAGAUCGGCAUGAAGCUGGGCCGCCCGUUCCUGCUCCCGCACCUUUCCGAUGCCACGCCCUCUCUACCGGGCGAUGACCUUGAGACAGCCCUGCAAUCGGGAUCCCACUUCGCCCCUCUGGGAGACAACGUCACAUGGCUGAGCUUCAGUCUCCAGCAAUCGAAGCUGUUCGGGGCAGCCCGGACAGUGCAUACAGCCUUCUACGACCAGAGUCCCGACGUUGACGACGGGCAGACUAUAUGGGAUGACCAACGGGCGCUGGCGAACCACGCCGAGUUCAUCGGCCCCUACAUGAAGAUCCUGGACGAAUGGACCGCUGGCGUACCUGCUGCCCUGAAGACGAAGCGGCAGCACGAUGCCGUCCCGUUUUCGACCGACGGAGUGGUCCUCGACAUCGAACCAUUCGCGCCUCUCUGGCUCCAGCGGCAGCGCCUUCUCCUGGAGCUCAUGUACCACCACCUCUCCGUAAACCUUUACCGCCCCUUCAUCUCCUUCGGCCCGGGGAGCUCCACCGUCGUCGAGGAGGCCGCCAUGCAGUGCGCCCAGCACGCCAUGGCUGUGACCAAGAUCACGCACCAAGUCCUCUCGACCACCACGCUCCUGGCCGGCUGGCACGAGGCCUUCCAGCUGCAGUGGAACGCCGCCCUGACCCUCGUCGGCUUCGUGCUCGCACACCCCCGCGCCACUACCUCCGCCACUACGUCGAUCACAGCCGACGCCAGGCAAGCCAUGGACCUAUCCGUCGCCGUCUUCGACAUCUUCAGCGACAGCUUCCCUAUCGCCACCAGCGCCGCCAGGAUCAUGCGGGACCUCGGCGCCAAGGUCGACUUCCUCACCCAGCAGGGCCGCGAGAAAGCGGUCGAGCGGGUGAGUCACCCUGUGGCGGUAGUGUCAGCGAGCUCGGUCGUUCCUGGCAGUGCCUUGUCCAUGCCGGACAUGUCGGCUGCAGCGAAGACGUGGGAUGGCGCCCUAGACUUCGGUGACCUGAACGCUGCUUCCAUGCAGGAUGUUUUCAGUAUGGCCUUUGCUGUUGACGAGUGGAGUAACCUCGAUUCGUUAUGGCCGAGCAUGGACCGGACGAUUAUGCCGGAGCAGUAUGCUUUUGGGUAG